AUGCGAUCCUGCGCAGCUCUGUCCGGGCCGCUGCUGGCCCUCCUGCUUCCUACGUGGGCCCUAGCCGGCGCCAGCUCCAAGCAGAAGGUCUGCAGACAAGAUGAAAACCUGGUACAGCUCUCUGGUGGGAAGUUCCAAAUGGGGACAAGCUUAUUCGAUAACAAAAGUGAAGACGGGCCCCCCAGGGAGGUGACGGUCAAGCCAUUUCUGAUGGACAAAUAUCCAGUCAGCAACAGAGAUUUCCGGGAGUUUGUGCAAGAUCAGAAGUACAAAACGGAAGCAGAGGAGUUUGGAUGGAGUUUCGUUUUUGAGGAUUUUGUACCUGAAAAUCUUAAGAAGAAAGUGACACAAAAACUGGAGUCUGCACCUUGGUGGCUUCCUAUAGAGAAAGCAUUUUGGAGACAGCCUGCAGGUCCUGGAUCUGGCAUCAAGGACAAGCUGGACUACCCAGUGUUGCACGUGAGCUGGAAUGACGCCAGAGCCUUUUGCGCAUGGAAAGGGAAGAGGCUUCCAUCAGAAGCGGAGUGGGAGUUUGCCGCCCGGGGAGGACUGGAGAACAGGCUGUAUCCUUGGGGAAACAAAUUCCUGACAAACCGCACAAACCUGUGGCAGGGCAACUUCCCCGACGCGGACACAGCUGAAGAUGGCUACCACGGAGUUUCCCCAGUGGCAGCAUUCCCUCCGCAAAACAGCUAUGGGAUCUGUGACCUGCUAGGAAAUACAUGGGAAUGGACUGCCUCAGCCUAUCGCCCUCCCGGACGCACAUCCCGCCAGCCUGCUCAGGAGAUGCGUGUCCUGCGGGGAGCUUCUUGGAUCGACACGGUGGACGGGACGGCCAAUCACAAAGCUCGGGUGACCACAAGGAUGGGGAACACACCAGACUCUGCCUCAGACAACCUGAGCUUCCGUUGUGCUGCCAGCCUGGAAAGUGUGAGCAAAAACACAGAACUCUGAAGGGGAUUGUCUUCAAACAAGAGCCUUGGAUCUUUUCUCCUGUGGAGAACCGUCAUGAGAGCGGUGGAUUUUAGGGCUGGAUCAAGAUUCUGCUGCUCCUAAUUGGGACCAAAGACUAGCAUGCAAUAAUGGAAAUGUUUCCAUUGGUUGUAACAUGGACAUCAGCAUUCUAGGCAGUAACACUGUGGAAAGAUACCAGAAACAGAUCAUGGCCGCCAGGUCUGUUUCUGUGGCUCAGGAGCAGAACGAUGUAUUAAAGAAAUUCCAGCUUC
This is a messenger RNA of Heteronotia binoei (common prickly gecko), 1226 nucleotides long. RefSeq names its product sulfatase modifying factor 2 (gene SUMF2). The record is from RefSeq and is a predicted model, not a curated record. The transcript has 10 exons. The coding region runs from base 1 to 954 and encodes 317 amino acids. Gene Ontology annotation, cellular component: endoplasmic reticulum. Lineage: Eukaryota; Metazoa; Chordata; Lepidosauria; Squamata; Gekkonidae.